UUUAUUGAAAAUUCGUCAGAAUGUCUUGUAGUUAUUGGUUAUGUUGAUAAUGUUAUUGAUAUGACUAAAGCAACAGUACCCACAUUAAUUGCAGAGGUUGAGGAGAAAAAUGAUUUGUUAAAUGGUAGAAGUAAAGCAGUUGUUCGUCUUUUGUGUGAUAAUGACGCUAAGAGAUUUUAUUAUGAAUUAUAUGAGUUUGAGGUUUAUUUGGAUGUUGUUAAGGAUUUUUAA
Molecule: messenger RNA, 231 nt
Organism: Meloidogyne enterolobii
Lineage: Eukaryota; Metazoa; Nematoda; Chromadorea; Rhabditida; Meloidogynidae
Source: the annotation of a GenBank genome assembly